CAUCCAGAAAUGAAGAAAAACAGCUGAAUCACCAACCGCAGCAAGAACUAUUUCUGCCUCUUCUUCGACGCAUUCCCUCUCCCCGCUCCCUCUCUCUCUCCCCGCAAACGACCAAUUCCCCUUUAUUUUCUCUCUCAUCAACAGACGAAGAGAGAGGGAGAGAAAGAGGGAGGGAGGGAGAGAGAACGUACAUCUCCGGAAACCCAGAAAGCCUGGGUUGUCUCACCGAAAGCAUCAAUGCCUGCACAGAAGCGUCACUCGCCGUCAGAGAAUCUUCUCAACGGCGACAGCUCUCUUCAGCAGCAGCAUCACCGUCGUCACCAGCAGUCGCGAUGGGAACGAGGAGCUGAACAAGAAGAAGAAGAAGAAGAAGAAGAAGAACAUGAAGGAGAAGGAGUAGAGCGAGAUCCAGACGACGAAGAAGUGAAAGAAGAAGAAGAUGACGAAGAAGAAGAAGAAGAGGAGGAUUCCGAUGGAAGCCGUUCGUCUGACGACCCUGCAAAACUACCCGAAUGGUUAAUUGUGCAUCUAUCAACUCUUCGUAGCUGUGUACAAUGUCCAAUAUGUCUAGGGAUCAUUAAGAAAACAAGAACUGUGAUGGGAUGCAUGCACCGUUUUUGUAGGGAGUGCAUUGACAAGUCAAUGCGCCUGGGGAAUAAUGAGUGUCCUGCCUGUCGUACACAUUGUGCCAGUCGACGUUCUUUGAGAGAUGAUCCAGAAUUUGAUGCCAUGAUUGAGAUCCUAUAUGAUGACAUUGAGAAGUAUGAAGAGGAGGAAUUGGCUUUUCAUGAAGAGGAGAAGACUCGCAACAAGCAGAUUCAAGCAUCAAUCGCCCAGAUUUCGCAGCGACAAUCAGAAGCACUCGUAACACGGCGCAAAGCGGGUAAAGAAGCAAGAUUACCACGCAAUAGUGGGAAUUCUUAUCCUAGAAGAAGAAGAAACACCAGGGGAACAGAGCCUGAAGGAUCUGAUGAUAACGAGGAUGAAAAUAAUCAUGAUGGGAACAAAGAUUCAUCAUCAUCUGAUGAUCGAGGAACGGAAACUAAGCGGAGGAGGUACAGGAAAAGGGCAGGGGCUCAGCCCUCCCAGCCUUCUCCCUCAGCUGCAAAUUCAGAAGGUGGAGCCAUUGAAAAUGAUUUAGAAGCAAGCAGAGAAAGUAAAGGUACUUCAUGUGGGCCUGUCAACCCAGAAAUGCUUGCUUGGGGAAAAGGGGGUGCUCGGAGCAAGAGUGUCCGGAACACCCGCAUAAUGAAGCUGACUAAAUAUCUUGAAAACUUGAAGGAGAAGGAUGACAAGUUAGAUGUCAAUCUCAUGCUUAUUUCUUUGGAGAAACAAAGAAUGCAAGGUUUGCGGCACCUCUACCUCUGUUGCCCACCAGGCUUUUCAGUUGAAUGCCUCAAGGAUUAUGUUGCUCAUGAGACCCAAUUACGGACUGAAGAUAUUGAAAUACUAUUGGUGAAGAAGCUCUUCAGUCCCAACGGUUUUCAGACCACUGUUGACCCUUCAACCUUAAUGGACAACAACGAUGUGCUGCAAAUUGUUGGAGGGCAAGAAACUUUGGCAGGAAUCAGACCAGAUUGUGCUUCAAAUAGAAACCAUUUGGUUCUGGCAUAUCGACUCAAGGAGAGAUACGACUGUGAACCCAAAGCGGGCCUUUAGUAGAGGACCACACCAUGUCUGGAAAAGAAGAAGAUGUAACGACGUGUAGCCUGAUAUGUGUGCUGAGUUUUUAGAUAAUAUGCUGCCUGUAAAUUGCUAAGGAAUGAGGAAAAAGAGGGGAGAAACCUUUAGCUGGUUAUGUAUGUGUUCAAAUCUAUGGAGUUAGGAGUUACUUGGACUUGUACAAUGGAUCCAACCCUCUAAAAAGGGUUUGAUUCCGUUUUUCUUUUUGGUAAACUGAUUCCAAAAUUCCUUUUUAGGAAUACAAGCUUGUACAUGCAGGUGCACUAUAUUUGUUUUUAUAUUUUUUGGAAAAGUAGAAAUGAAGAAAUAUGGGUCUACAAA
This is a messenger RNA of Rhododendron vialii, 2004 nucleotides long. RefSeq names its product putative E3 ubiquitin-protein ligase RING1a. Bases 238 to 1659 code for a protein of 473 amino acids. The record is from RefSeq and is a predicted model, not a curated record. Lineage: Eukaryota; Viridiplantae; Streptophyta; Magnoliopsida; Ericales; Ericaceae. The transcript has 10 exons.